This is a messenger RNA of Stegastes partitus (bicolor damselfish), 1443 nucleotides long. RefSeq lists its product as uncharacterized. NCBI's taxonomy places the organism in Eukaryota, Metazoa, Chordata, Actinopteri, Pomacentridae. The record is from RefSeq and is a predicted model, not a curated record. The annotation marks the transcript as partial. The transcript has 3 exons. Gene Ontology annotation, molecular function: nucleic acid binding; metal ion binding; hydrolase activity.
UUUCUCUUCAUCUCAAAGGCUACUUCUCACCAUGAAACGUUUCUGAGAACUGUGUGAAUAUGGCCACUUCUCAGAAAAUAAACUGCUGAUUGCACAAUAUUAUCAAGACGCCCACCGCAGGCUGCCUCAUGAUUGAGGAAGUGCGUCUGGUUUCCAUAGCCGUAUCAAAACAAAGACUCUUAUUUUACUGGUUCGCGUUGAAGGCGAUUAAAUCCCACACUUCAUGUGAAGAUGACAGCACUCCAGAUGUGGUGUUUCUGGCCCGUUGCUGCUCUCCUCCUUCUCCUGCCCAUCGCUCCCACGUUGGCCGAAGUGGUGAGUUCGAUGUCGGUCUGCGGCCACUUUCUCCUUGAGGAAACUCCGCCUCAGAUCCCGGGUGUCGUGGAAGGCGGGAAAAUCCUGAACCAGAACCGAUACAAGCCCAUCUGCCAGACGUACAGGAACGAGAGGAGGUUUGUGACGCUGUACGACGUCAAGAACAAGAUCCCGGUGUUUUCUGCUUACAAGUACAGAGGAGUUGACGGAAAGGGAAGACCCAAAAAACACUGGAAGAUUGAGCCGCAGCUUGAGAACGAACUUGCCAACAAGAACAUGAUGAGCAAAGACAAGCAGAUAUCCUACAAGCAUCAGGCCGUCGACACUGAUUUCAGAAGCAAUGGGACGUUCGACAGAGGUCACAUCCUGCCGAGCUCUUACGCCUGCACGGAAAACGACAAGCGCUCGACGUUCACCCUAACCAACGUCGUGCCACAAGCGGGUUCGUUCAACAAGGGCAGCUGGAGCAGGAUGGAGCGCUGCGUCCAAUGUGUGAUGGACAAAUACUGCACCAACAGCAGCGGCUUCACCGAGGGCUUCGUGGUAACUGGAGCGCAGCCCGGCUCCGGCAAAGUCCUCAACAACAGGGUCAACGUUCCCUCCGCGCUCUGGUCGGCCUUCUGCUGCUACAGCGCCGACAUGCAGGCCUGGAUAGCGAGCGCUCACUGGGGCGAAAACGUCCCCGACCGCGCCAAAAACAAACACCUGCAGGCGAAGACGCUGGCGGAGCUUCACGGCCUGCUGAGGACCGAAGACUCCGAGUUCGCAGUGUUUCCUGGAGCUCAGUGUCCUCUGCACACCACCGUCGCCGAGUUCUACCCGAAGGACAUCAGCUGCCACUGCCCGCCCAGCGACUCGCCUGCCCCGCAAAGUUCUACAUCUGCUUCUCUUACUGCAACAUCAUGUUCACGUUCCUCAACAUCUGCCCCUUGCAGCUCCACAUCUGCCCCUCAAACUUCAACAUCUGCCCCUCAUUGUUCUCCAUCUUCCCAUCACACUUCUACAUCUGCUUCUCUUACUGCAACAUCUGGUCCACUUUCCUCAACAUCUGCCCCUCGCGACUCCACAUCUGCCCCUCAAACUUCAACAUCCACCCCUCAUAGUUCCACAUCUGCCCCUCAUACUUCA